Messenger RNA from Brassica napus (rape), 1027 nucleotides. Its product is annotated as transcription initiation factor TFIID subunit 7. Gene Ontology annotation, cellular component: transcription factor TFIID complex. The transcript is spliced from 5 exons. Gene Ontology annotation, biological process: RNA polymerase II preinitiation complex assembly; transcription initiation at RNA polymerase II promoter. NCBI's taxonomy places the organism in Eukaryota, Viridiplantae, Streptophyta, Magnoliopsida, Brassicales, Brassicaceae. Gene Ontology annotation, molecular function: RNA polymerase II general transcription initiation factor activity. The record is from RefSeq and is a predicted model, not a curated record. Bases 149 to 787 code for a protein of 212 amino acids.
AGUUCCCCAUAGUGGUUUCACAUGUCUCUCUCUCUCUCUUCAGAACUUCUGAUUUCCCGAUUUCUUACAUAACAGAGUUAAUAAUAUCCUUUUGUGAUUUAGUAGAUUCUCUUUUCCGUCAAAGCCAAAAGCACUUCUUACCUUUAGAAUGGAGGAACAGUUCAUACUUAGGGUUCCACCCUCUGUUUCAGAGCGAAUCGAUCGGCUCCUGAGCGACGAGGCUUCUACUUCCGACGACAUCCCUUUAGAUUUGUGCUUUUCAGAGGAUGGGAGAAGCGGGACGUUUGUAAUUGGAAACGAAGAGUUCCCGGCUUCUCUCCUGGAUCUUCCUGCUGUUGUGGAGUCCUUUAAAACUUAUGAUGAUUCUGCACUAGUCAAAACUGCUGAUAUUGGUCAGAUGAUAAUGGUUAGGGAUCCGGGUGAUCCCGCGCCUAAUUCAGUUGAAUACAGACAUGGUUUAACUCCUCCAAUGAAGGAGGCUCGCAAGAGAAGAUUCCGUCGAGAGCCUGACCUUAAUCCGGAGCUUGUACAGCGCGUUGAGAGAGACUUGCUGAACAUCUUGAGUGGCGGAACAAUGGGAAACGCAAAUGAGCAACAAGAGGAAACAGUUGCGAACGAGAAUACUAGUGAUAAUAAUGCAAACAAGAAAGUGUCUUCUUCUUCUUCACCUGCUGAGAAGCCUGAAGCUGCUCCUGAGACAGGGACUAAUACUAACAAUAAUAAUAAUAAUGCAACCGAAGCUGACCCGGAGAGAAGUGAAUCAGAAGAUUCUGAUGAUUCUAUGUGAGAGAGCUUAUCUACGUAACCAGCAGCUAAAGCUAAUAUGAUACUAUAGGAUAUGGUCGAAAUGCCAGGAAAGUUGCAUAAGGGUAACGUUUUAAAGGAACGAACCCAGCUAUGAUAAGUGUGUAUGUCAAGAAUUUGGCCGCUAUAUAUGGUUACCAUUAAUCAUUUAUUUGAUUCAUUGUCAGCAAGAGAAGAGUGUUCCGGUCUGGUAAUAAUACCUUCUAUGAGUUUGUUGAUUCUA